GAGAGAGAGAGAGAGCGCGAGAAGGAGGGAGGGGGCGGGGGUGCAUGGACCUCACUGCCUAUGGGACCUGCAGGCACCCCGAUAGGGUUCUUGUUUAUUUUAGAACAAAAGGAACAGGGGGGAUUAUACAGGAAUAAAAGGCCCGGUGUGGGGUGCGGGACUGUGACGGGCCUCCCCGACACUUUGUCCGCCGCUACUUCGGGAAAACGGUGAUUGAAAAGCGGCGUGGCUUUGAACUCGAGUCCGGGGAUUUGACUGCGCUCCGGGCCUCCAGGCAGAAUUCUUGAUUAUCAAAUCAAAACAUGGCGACAAAAUGGACAUAAGGACUUUUCCAAACGCUAAGUUUGGAGCACGCGGUAGUGAAAGCAGGCCAAGGAUUACGAGCCGAACUCCACUGGACUGCAUACCGAAAAAGUUUUAAACAAGAAAAAAGUCAAAUCUUUGAGCAAAGAAGACGAGCGAGGAGCAGUGAUUUAUUCUUUUCUUUUUCUCGUGUUCCCUGAAGCAAAGGAGAUGAACAGUGUUAAGCAGAAGAGAAGUGUAAAGUGUUAAUCCUGAUGCACAAACAUUCAGAUCAUCAGUGGAACCUCACACCAUCCUGAUGAGGAGUUUCGCUGAUCGUUGUGUUUUGCUACACGAACAACAUCUUUAAUUAUACUGACAUAAAGAAAAACUCACCCAACCAUUGACUUCUUCACCAGAAUGAAGAAAAACUAAAACUGCACUUUUGGUUUCACUUUUAUUAUUUUUCCAGCACUUAGUCCAUUUCUUGGCUAAGAAAUCUUUGCUACUCAUGUGAUGACGAUUAUUUUUGCACAAGGACGCAUCUAGUGCCAAGCUGGAAUGACUACAGCGUGGAAAUUAUGACCCCAGUUUAUCUGAAUGGAUGUGACUGCUGCUAAGUUUGUCACCAUCACAUCCUUUGACUUUCACAUCAGGAGGUAUUUUUUGCCCCCUUUUCCUUUCAGACCGAUUCAACUGAUCUGUUGCUGCUGCAGUUGUGAUUUUCAUGUUUCAGCUCCAACCUGCUGUGCAACAUUUAAUUUUUUUUUUUUAAACACAUUUCCAGCAUUCCUUUAUGUUUUAGCUUUUUCUCCCUUCAAAAUAGUCUUAUUCUUCAGCAAUUGCUUACCAAAACACUAAAAAAUGCAGAACUUUUCCAACAGUUCUGCUACUCUGCCUCCAGGAUUUCCUAGCAGAGGUGGAAACUUGGUUGGUUCCCCAUAUCCACCCCACAUAUCAGAUCCUCAGAUAUCUCCAAGGACUAUUGAAGAUUAUGCUGCCAUGCAGCAAUCGCAAUCAAUCCUCCAAAGUCAUGGGCAGCACCCACACCUACGUGGGCAGCAGCACCCUGGACAAGCGUCCCAUAUCCAUGGCUACGGAUCCAGGCGAGUGGCCGGAGAGAUACCACAGGCUGCUGGAAGUGGUAGCAGCUCUUACCGAAAGGAAAGCAUGGAUUAUUAUUUUUCAGUGAGUGCUCGAGACAGGAACAGGAGAGGAGGAGGAGGUUUCGGAACAGGGUUUGGGUACUCUAAUAUGGAAUACCAAUACAGACAUGUUUCUGGGACUGGGCCAUCCUCUGGCAUGAUGUCCCCUUACCCUAUGGACUAUAGCGCAACUGCUGCUACCGGGAGUGGCAAUGGAAAUAGUACUAGCAGUGGUAGUGGUUCAUUUUCUCCCACCCAACAGUUUAGUAUGGCCCAGAAUGCACCAAUACAGCCGGUUUCAGGUGCUGAACUGCACCAGCGUCAACAUAGCCAAAAAUACCCCUCACACCCAGGGUUACAUCAAGGUCACCGGGCCUAUCCUCUGUCUGGACACAGAAUACCGUCUCACUUUGGGCACUACCCUCCUCUUAAUGUGCCCACAGCGUCAGUUGGAAUGUACAACUCUCCACCACAAAGGUAUGAAAUGAGCAGUGGAAACAUGGACUCCAAAAUCAACUCACCCACUCACUCCAAUCCAAACACCACUCCAGGUUCUGCAGCUUCAGCCAGCUCUGGGCAACAAGAGAAUCCAGGGCAGAACUACCCCUCUUCCAACCACCCCCCUUAUUCCCCCCAGUCCCAGCUCGUUUCCAAACAUGCCUCUCGUCGCACUCCUCAGCAUAAUCUUGGAGCAGCCUACGACACACCGUUGAAAAUGCAGCAUGCAGCUCCUGGCCUUGCACACCCGAAAAACCAUCAGUCCUCUGUGUCCUUAAGUCCUGCUGCACCACAGCAUGCCUCCCAGGACAUUUCUAAAUCUCCCAUGCAGUCCCAAAACCAGCAGAGUCAAAUUAAUCAAAAUUUCAGCCCAAUAUCAAAUUCAUCUCCUGUUCCAUCUGCUGUCCAUUCUCCAAGCUGCAGCUCCUCCUCCUCUCCACUAAUGGGUGUUUCAGAAGGCUUGGGCAGUUCCGCAUCAUUGCACUCCUCACUUUUAAACCCCCGUGGUAGUCACAGUCAUAUUCGGACCCAACAUACCAUGCCACAGCUGAGCCCAACUCCAAGUUCUAACAGCAGUAUUAGUAGUUGUGGUAGUGUUGUGAUCUCUGCUGUUAAUCAGAAUCGAAUGGGGGUGGGUCUACGUGGUGGACAGCGAGAAGAAACCUCAUCGUCCCUGUACCAACAGGACAAGCUUUCACAAGACCCUGGACUGAAUAGUCUAAAUGCCCUCACAUCUCAAGUGGCUAAUUUGCCCAACACAGUACAACAUACAAUACUAACAGACACUGUACUCUCUCAGAAGAAAAGAAGAGAUAGUACACAUCAGCCUCUCCUGCAGCAGAUAGCUAGCAAUCAGCAGAAACAUAGAAAUGCUAGUGUGGCUGGUCGAAGCACAGUAAAUGAAGAAAGUGGAGAUGUUUUGGCAUCUGAGUCAGAGGAGGCAAGUAAGAAUAACAGUGACCAUUCCGAACAUGAAAAAGCCAGACAACCUGAUGGAGCUGAAUCCAAACCCACUAGCUACUAUUCAGCAACUGCAAAUCAGGCACAGACAGGACAAAGCCUUUCUGGUCACCAUUUACAAAUGGAUGACCGGGCCAUAGAGGGUUCUGCCAAGAAAUCGUUAAGUCAGGCUGCAAAACCUUUUUCACAGAUUAAGGCACCAGAAACCCAAACAUCGUCCUCCUCGUCUCCACCCUGUGUUCCUCCAGAACCAAGCCCAAAUGCAUCAUCUUGUGCACCUGCUCCCUCAGGCUCAUCAUCUGCUGCAUCAUCUCCUACUCACUCUGUACGAUCGAAUAGUGUAACUGAACCUGACUUUAGUCACAGUGAUGAAAAACCUGAACUGAAGGAGAAAAAGUCUGCAAAUAUGAAAGAUGAGAAAACCACAGUUAAACACGAAGAGGCUUCACAUCAAGAACUGGACAAUGGAAAAACUACUCACACUUUGGCCAGUGUAAAGGUGGAACAAUCAGGCCCAUCUGAACAGAGUGAGAAUGAAAAGGAUGACAAGAAAACCAGCUCACAGCAUUUUCUCAGUAGAACCAUAAACACCCCAGAACAGUCCAAUGCUGGAGUUGGAGUUAUUGUUUCUGUGCGUUCUGAACAAAGUCCUGAGGCUCUUAAGCAAACAGAGGUUCCAUCUCACCAUGGCACUUCAUCGGACAUGGGCAAGCUUGGCUAUCCUGAGGAGAAACAUUCCAUAAACAUGUUUAGGGAUUCUGGGAGUCACAAUGGAGAUGGCGAAAUUGGUAUAGAAACAUUCACAGCACACUAUGACGUUACCCCAAAAACUGAGUUUGGGCAAAAUGUGGCCUCAAAUAACUGUCAAGUCGGUACUUACAAAUACUGCAGUCCUGAGAUGCCGUACAGUGCUUGCAUGGGUGCAAAGAUCAAGGUACGUGCUGGACCAGGGAGUGGAAUGAGUGUAAACCGAUAUCAAGACUACCCUCAGUCACAGUCUAAUUUCAGUUAUACGUCUAGAAAGGAUGUUGCUGUUUUAGGAAUGAUGGCAAAAAGUGGUGUAGGUUCAAGAGGCCAUGAUGGGAAUUCACAGUUGCAGCAACCAUAUCCCAGUCUUUUACAAGAAGUCCUCCAAGGGUACCAUUUGGAUCGGCGCUAUUGCCGUCCUGAACAAACAUCUGGUAGCCAUCAUCAACCUCAAAAUAUGUCCCAGCAUCAUUACCACACUAGACCUCCCUAUCGUAUGACAGAAAACAUGAGGCUACAUGGGAUGAACCAAUCAGCAAUGGGUGGUAUUCAGCAAUUGGUUACAGGAAAGCAUCACUCUCAAAAUCAUGGACCAGACCAUGAGAUCGCCCUUGGUGUUCUCCAUUCUUCUUGGGAUUCUGAAGCACAAAGGCCUAAGGGGGAUCAAGGUAUCUCAUCAGAGAAGGGCACAAUAACAGUGUCUCCCAGCCAUUCCACCAGUAUACAGCCAUCUUUGGAUCCUUCCACAGUAACUCCUCCUAAGCACAUUAAUUUGGCAGACUAUUCCUUGCCCCACAGAAAAACCCCAAGUCUGGCUACUCCACCAUCUGCUGUUCAGCAGUUGCUUUUACAAGAUUCUGACCAAGAAUUGUCUCGUAAUGCAGAUUCUAUAAAUCAGACACAAUCUCAGAUGUCGCUAUCUUCAGAAAGGCGCUCAGUGAUCUGUGACGUGUCUCCCUCACAACGGACCACUUUAGAGAAAGAAAGAAGUCAUUGUGGGACGUCUGGAUCCUCAGUUAUUCAGCACCCACUCUCGUCCUCUGUAUUAAGUGAGCAAGGUAAGGAGGAUGUGCCUGAUAAAGAGCAUGAUUUAGAAAAAGCACCCAAGAUAAUUGCAAAAGAACUUGGAAAACAACUUGGAGAUGGGCACAGUUCAGUUUUAACUAAGGAAGAACCUAGCAAGUCCUUACAUGCACCAAUGGAAGGGAAUUCUGAUUUGCAUAGACAAAGUGGUGGAAAAGGGAUUAUUGAUUCCUCCAGCAAUGCCUUAUAUCACUCAAAAAUUCCCUCCAAUCCCCUUUCAUCACCCCCCAGAUGCAAGCCUUAUUCCCAGACUGUUGAUGGAUCCUCUGCAAGCUUUCCUGCUUAUGUUUUUAGUGAUGCUGCCGAUGGACCCAAAAGGAAUACUCCUCAUCCCUCUCCCAGUUCAUUCCAUUCAUUAGCAUCUCCAAGUCACGGUCCACUUUCAGUUAACAAAUUACAAGCAUAUUCUCACCACGCUCCUCUUCAGCACACCCAUGGAAUUAGUGAACGAUUUGACUGGCCAGCCAGCAGUAAUAGACAUAAAGAUAUUUCCAUCCAUCACAACUCUACUCAAAACCCUGACCAGAAGAUAUCAAGACAACACUCAUACCCUGGUUCUCACUACGAUAUGAAAAUAUGGGAGUCUUAUGCUGAAAGAGAAGCAACUGGAAACCCGCAGCUACACUCUUUGGUUCCUCACAAGUCUAUUAUCUCUGUACCAACCAGUGGUCCCAAGCCCCUGGAGCCCGAUGUCUCCCGAGGGAUUACAGAAGAUUCAGCAAAGUCGUUCCUUCCACCUGCAUCUGCUAUUUCAGGUGGUUCAGGCAGUAGCAUUACGGCAAGUGUUCCUCAAGGACAUCGGCAGAGCAAAACAGGGGGCUCAGCAGAAACCAAUCCAUUAAUGAUGAGGAGGAGAGUUCGCUCUUUCAUUUCUCCAAUUCCUGCCAAGAGGCAGCAUCAGGAUUUUUCAGGAAACAGGCCUGUGUCAUCUCAUCACUCUCCGCUAGCUGAAUCUAGACCCCUAAAUGACAGUGAUUCAAGCAGUGUAGACUCUCGUCCUAAACUAGCUUCUCCCACCACACCGUUUCAAACUCCAAGUGCUAACUCACCCCCACUGGCAAAAACAAAGUUUUUACCUCCAAGAAAAGGACGGGGAUUAAAACUGGAAGCAAUUGUUCAAAAAAUCACUCCAAAUAAAAAAGCUAGUUUCAGUAAUAGCCAUUUAGACGCUGAUUAUUCCGAUCUCUCACGUUACAGUUCUGAUAUACCUGACCCAGAAAUUGGAGCACCUUCCAAAAUGCACCUCACAGAGAAGGUUCUUGUCUCUUACCUUGAUGAAGCUCAAACAUUAGAUGACCUUUUGCCCUACAGAGCAGAAGAUGCAUAUUCAUGUGAUUCUCAAGUUCUCAAACAGGUUGUGACUGGGUCUUCUGGUACAAGCUUGAGAAGUUUGCCAACCGACUUUGACUUUGGGUUAGGCACUGCUGGAUCUUCAGGGCCUGGGACAGAUGAUCACGAUAAGGAUGAGUUUACACUUUUGGGGCCCCUUCCCCCAGCACCUCCUUUGCCUCGGCCUGUGCAAGGUUCCCCUCCUCCAUCCUCAUCUGCUUUGUCCGAUAUACAACAAUUCACUAACACCUACCAGCAGCUGGAGACGAGACGAGGAGAGCAGUCUGCUGCUAACCUACUGAGGCAGAAGCUUCAGGAGACUGGCAUGGGUUUUGAUGAUUAUCCUGGAGGAGAUUUCUAUGGAACAACCCCACCCCAUGGCCAAAGUUCAGGACACCACUUGCUCUCCAGACCUUCACAGUGUGAGUUAGCCUCACCAAGAAUGACCAACUCAGACUCCAAACAUCAAGAAAACUUUGUUCCCAAAGGUUAUUUUCCUUCAGGCAAAAAGAAGGGACGACCAGUUGGAAGUGUAAAUAAACAAAAACGUGCUCAAGUGCAAUGUUCCACUUCAAAUAUAACGUCAGCUCCUCAUACUCCUCCAGCUGGUUCUCUUGCUGUUACACCUCAGCCUGCAUCGAAUUCCAGCAUGGCAGGAGAAGCAAUCACCUCAACUUUACCUGAACAAAAACCUUGUCCCCCUCUGGAGAUUGCUAUUCAGAGCCAACCAGUAAAGGUGGAGCUAGAGGGAGAGGACAUCCAGCCUGAGAUGGAUAUAAAACCAAUAAAACACAGGCAGAGAAAGGGAAAAGAGGGGAAUGAAGGACCUGUCUCAAAAAGCAAACAGUGGAGGAAAAGUAGAGGAAUGACCUCUAAAGAAGAGCUGGAUCCUCAGACUGUUGCAGGGGGAAAUGCAGGCACAUUACAAGACAAUAGGAAAAAUGGUUUCUCACCAUACGUACAUGUUGAGAGAAAGAUAACCGAGAUUGGAGCUGUUUGUACAGUCGUUAAUUCCGAAGAUGAGAAAUUGAAAGGCAAGAAUGGAGCUUCUGUGGUUGAUUGUGCCUCAAAUGUUUCUCUGGUAUCUCAGAUGGUCAGAAAAGAGAGGGAAAUUGAGAAGAUGCAAGAAAAAGGGAUUGAUCAGCCGAAUGAUCCGGUCAUGCAGACUGGAAAGUCUAUUCCUACAUCUGGAUACGUCCUCCAAGGUCCUGUGAUGUCCGAGACUGGACAUGCUGGGCGUUUGUUGUGUUGCCUUUGCCAGAAAUGGGCAAAUUACAAGAAUCUUGGAGAUCUCUAUGGUCCCUUCUACCCAGCUGAUUAUGCUGCCAAAUUUCCCAAGAACCAACCACAAAUGCGACAGAACUUGUCGAACACUGGGGCAACCAAUGCAGGGUCUAAUCCUUCUUCUGUAUCAACAGAAUUAACUGUUCCAGACAUUCAGUCUGUAUAUAUUCCAGACAUCAAUUUAGCAGACACCAGUUGUUCAGUGAAUCAAGCUACAAACCCGGUAUCCCCUGCAGUAAGUGAAACCCUGCCGUGCCUCAGUACCACCUCCAAGGCACCCGAGCAAAAUUGGAAUCUGGUGCCAGAAGGGGCGCUCAUUUCAUUAGAUCCACCCGAACUAGAGAACGAGCUGAUCCAGAUAAGGCAGCAGAAACCAGAUGAUGUUCAGCAGCGACCGCAGCAUCGCAAGCUAACUUCCCAUCCACGUUUCAAGCGGAGACACAAAUCUAGUGAGGACUUGCCCCGCACGAUUCUGAUCAACAGCAAAGCUUCACUGCCUUUCCAACCUCCACCACCCAGCCUUGAUUCCAUGGGACCUUUGGCUCAGCUUGCUCAGCUCCCUGUGGUGCCCUUAGAUCCAAAGGAGCUCUGGGUACAUGAGAGCUGCAUUGUCUGGACUAGUGGGGUUUACCUGGUCAACGGAAGAUUGUAUGGCCUCCAGGAGGCACUUGAUGGUGCCAGAGAUACAAGCUGUUCUCAUUGUGAAAUGCCUGGUUCCACUCUGGGUUGCUAUAGUAAAGGCUGCACACUGAGGUAUCAUUUUCUGUGUGCUGUGGAGGCAGACUGCUGUCUAAACGAAGAUAAUUUCUCCUUGAGGUGUCCAAAGCACAAGUUUCCACAGAUCAGUAGGCCAGUCAAACCUGCAGCUGUACACCAGGAGCAGUCAGAGCGAGGCUGAAGACACACUACACACAAUCAUCACAAUACGGUGAGCGUGACCGAGCAGAAGGAUCGAGACCAGCGCUUUUCUUAAUUUCCAGAUCAUCUGACCCGAAUGUACAAAAAACUAUAAACUUUCUCUAAAGAAGCGAAAGAAAAACCCAGUGGUGAGAAACGCAAAGCCGUUGUGUUCACACUCUGCGUGUAUCAUGGGAGAGACGUGAGGAACCAUCAACUCAUCACUACAGCAGAAGGACAGAAAUAAAGAACAGAAGACAGAUGGAAAAAAAGAAACGCAAAUUUUUCCGUAUGAUUUGAAUUCUGUUUAAAGCUCGUUCCUUUUCUUUCUGUUAUUCAGCAGUGUUUCUGGGAACAACAAGCCCACGUGUAUUAUUAUUAUUAUUAUUAUUAUUAUUAUUAUUAUUCAGUUCAUUACUUUUUACCUGUUUUGAUUUUAUAGCAGUAUUUUACUCCUCAUUUAUGCCUCCGUUACGGCGUCAUUCCUUCACACAGACCAGAUCUUGUUGCCACGGAGACAUUGUUGCCGUGGAGAACGGACAUUUAUUGCCUUUGAAGGUGUGUGUGUGUGUGUGUGUGUGUGUGUGUGUGUGUGUGGCGAUGACGUGCCUGUGUUGUUUCGUUUUUGUCUGGAAUUGCGCCCUGUUCCCUACAUAGUGCACUAUUAUUCUUUCUUUUUUUUCUGUUGCCAUUUUGUAGUCUGAAUGCAAAGCGGAGAAAAUCCAGAGCUCCCACAAUGCACUGCAGGAGGGGUGGGGACACGGUGUGUUGGAAGGAGAUUCGGGGGUUAAAGCACCAUUUCAGACUCAAGGGGAAAAAAUAUGAGGUUAAUUUUCCGCAAGAGUAAAGACGUGUGUGUGUGUGUGUGUGUGUGUGUGUGUGUGUGUGUGUGUGUGUGUGUGUGUGUGUGUGCGCCAGAAACUCCUCCAUCAGAAAUAAAAUUGUUCGUUGCCAUAGAGAUAAGGAUGAAAAGGUACAUUUCAUUUCCACCUGCUCAUUUUUUAUUCUUGUAAAAAUCGAAAUCAUGGAGAAAAAAAUGAAUAUGAAACAUGUUGUACUACAAAACUGUUGAUAUGUAUAUGCUUCAUCAAUACAGGAAGUCCUGAAAACUCA
This is a messenger RNA of Silurus meridionalis, 9338 nucleotides long. It is a transcript of the gene tcf20, whose product is annotated as transcription factor 20. Gene Ontology annotation, biological process: regulation of transcription by RNA polymerase II. Gene Ontology annotation, cellular component: nucleus. The record is from RefSeq and is a predicted model, not a curated record. Lineage: Eukaryota; Metazoa; Chordata; Actinopteri; Siluriformes; Siluridae.